Exophiala viscosa is the source of this 3580-nucleotide messenger RNA. RefSeq names its product F-box and WD-40 domain-containing protein CDC4. Lineage: Eukaryota; Fungi; Ascomycota; Eurotiomycetes; Chaetothyriales; Herpotrichiellaceae. The record is from RefSeq and is a predicted model, not a curated record. The transcript is spliced from 3 exons. The coding region runs from base 193 to 3447 and encodes 1084 amino acids. Gene Ontology annotation, molecular function: protein binding.
CACGAACGUUUUCUGCACGAAACUGCACAUUGUUGUGUUGCAUCCAUAUACUGUCCCCGGGUUGAUGCAGCGAGUCUUCAAUAUCUAAAGAUCCCUUGCCAUAACGCGCCUUCUCGAACCGUCACUCUCCUCAUCCCGACCAGAUGCUCGCGUCUGAUACGAGACCAAGACAGCCCGGUAGUUAAGGAGACAAUGGACGAGGAGGAGUUAAUGGAUGCCGGCUUCCAAGAGCACCGCCGAUGCCGGCCGUCUGGGAGUGUGAAUGGCGAGAGACCGCACAGCAGAGAGACGUCAGGUUAUCCCCGCGACAUCGACAGAAAUGCCUUGCUGGGACAGUUAUCGUUCGCCCCUGCCACGCAGACUACCGUCGUCACUACGACCACAACGACGACGACGAAAUUUCCGCCCUUCCUGAUGCGUCCUCCACGCCAGAUGCAAGAGCUGGACCUGAAGCAGUACCCUCUUGCUGGCAGCCCAACACCUGUCAGCCUCAGAAAGAUACAUUUCGAGAUUGGAGGAAGACAGACAAUCUUCAGCGAAGCGGAGGACACCUCACUGGCCUUGGAACAGUUGGAGGAAGAACGGCGGACCCUGAGGAGUGCAAACGGGACAGUUCGGACAGUCAAGACAUUGCAGCCGUGGUCAGAGACUCCAGAUGACGAACUAGACCUGGCAUCUUUACAUCGACGCAGUCAGAACAGACCAGCCUCGCCAGAAUCCAUAACUGAGGAUGAAGACCGUGCUGACCUGCAACGGGCGACCUUUGCUGCCAGCAGACGUGGUCCGCCUGGCCGAUCAGCCGGGGGACGAGAACGGUCUCUUAUACCAUCUGUUAUCCGGGCUCAGGAAGCGCAGGGCUCAAACCCAAUAACACCAGAAAGUGUGCCGAAGCCUUUGGGCAGGCUACAUCGACGAAGUCCUCAGAAUGCCGGCAAUGACACCAGAAACACGACAACACUUCUUCCCUCGCCAAAUAUGGAUCAGCAGUCCACUUUUCCCAUCCCUCAGGCUAUCACACCCAAACCUAGUCAACAGACUCUGACGGAUCUGGAAGAAGAUUCCGCCCUCACUGUUGACCAUUCAGUGCUUGGGCGGAACGUAUGUCGAGGCACCUCUCAAGACACUGCUGUUCCUACCCCUCCGAUCGAUGAACGACCUCCGCCUUCUUUGGCAAGACCUACGAGUCGACGAGCGCUAUCUUCCAUACCUGCUCGAUUGCACGUUGCUGAGAGCCCUUCCGGAUUGGAUGGCUCACUACCUAGUCCAUCGUUGUCGCCUGUAACGGCAGCGGCUACGAUGCAACAGUCUGGCUAUUUCGCAGAUAUUGAGUCCAACGCUGAAAUCGCUUCCCAGCACGAUAUGGCGUCCGCCAUGGCCGCUCUGGAAAGGCCGGUGUCCAACGGCGCCAGUCGCUCACAGGUGAUGGAUUGGCAAUCACAGAAUGUGACACGCCAGCUUGGUCGGUUCGCCAGUGGCUCUAUCACUGAGAUACCGGCAAUGCUCGACUAUUUCGAAGCCAUUCCUGACGAGUUGAAGAGCUAUGUGAUGCACCAAUUGCUCCGUCGAUGUCCCAAACCGACUCUACAGGUGGUAGCAGAUGCCGUCAAUCCAGCCCUGAAAUGCGACUUUCUCACGAUACUUCCACCUGAAUUGAGCCUCAACAUCUUGAAAUACCUUGAUCUCAAGAGUUUGUGCAGGGCAGCACAGGUAUCCAAGAAAUGGCGGCAGAUGAUUAAUAGCGACGAGAAGGCAUGGAAAGAACUCUUUGAUGCCGACGGCUUUACACUUCCCGACGGCGAACUGCAGCGGGCCAUCACCGAAGGGUGGGGAUGGCAAGACCCUCAUGGCCCUGGUGGCUACGAGCAGAAUCUCAGUUACAUGCAAAACUCCAAAUCUGAAACCGAGGCUAACGCACAGGCAUCGUCCCCCUCAACACCACCUUAUCAAAAUAGGUUUAGCGGCAUCCUACGUCGAUCAAAGCGCAAGGCGGCCACCAUGUUGUCGAAUCGAAACAAGCAGGUCAAACACAAGGAUUCUUCUUUACGUGAAGAUUCGAUUGACGUCACUUUCGACUGGAUGAGCCACAUGUCAACGGCCGAAGGCCCUUAUAAUGCUGCCAAUGCCGCAGUUUUGGCGGUGCCCCAUCCUGAUGUCGGUUUGCCUAGUCUGAAAGGCAUUCACCUGUACAAGUCUUUGUAUCGGAGACAUCACCUCAUCCGAAGAAACUGGAUGUUUGAAGACACAAAGCCGCAGCACCUUGCCUUCCGUGCUCAUGAUACGCACGUGGUGACCUGCCUGCAGUUUGAUACUGACAAAAUCUCGACUGGAAGUGAUGAUAACAACAUCAAUGUUUACCAGACCAGGACUGGCGUCUUGCGGGCGAUCUUGACCGGUCAUGAAGGCGGGGUUUGGGCUCUGCAAUAUGAGGGCAAUACGCUCGUUUCAGGGUCGACCGACCGAUCUGUACGUGUGUGGAAUAUCGAAGAGGCGCGCGAGACUCAAGUAUUCCGCGGACACACUUCGACCGUACGGUGCUUGCAAAUCGUCAUGCCGGUCAAGGUUGGCGAGACUGGUGAAGGAAAGCCGAUCAUGAUGCCCAAACAGCCACUCAUCAUUACCGGCUCACGUGAUUCGACGCUCCGCGUGUGGAAACUUCCAAAGCCAGAAGAUCCUGUCUUCAUACAAUCCGAAAAUGAGACAGAUGUGGAUGACUGUCCCUACUUUGUGCGAACACUGACUGGGCAUCAGCACUCUGUGAGAGCGAUAGCUGCGCAUGCCGACACCUUGGUGAGCGGUAGUUACGAUUGCACCGUGCGUGUCUGGAAGAUUUCCACUGGCGAAACGAUCCACCGACUUCAGGGCCAUACACAGAAAGUUUACAGUGUGGUGUUGGAUCAUGCCCGCAAUCGUUGCAUAAGCGGUUCCAUGGAUAACAUGGUACGCAUUUGGGAUCUCCACACAGGUUCUCUGAAAUACACCUUGGAAGGACAUACUUCCCUCGUGGGUCUGUUGGAUCUGCAUUGCGAUAAGCUUGUCUCUGCUGCAGCUGAUUCGACCUUGAGGAUUUGGGAUCCGGAAAAUGGACAGUGCAAGGCAACAUUGAGCGCGCAUACUGGUGCCAUCACCUGUUUUAAACACGAUGGUCAGAAAGUCAUCUCCGGCUCGGACCGCACCCUGAAGUUGUGGAAUAUCAAGACUGGCGAAUGUAUCAAAGACCUGCUGUCGGAUCUUAGUGGAGUGUGGCAAGUCAAGUUCGAUGAACGACGCUGUGUGGCUGCUGUACAACGGGAUGGGCUGACAUAUAUUGAGGUGCUCGAUUAUGGAGCUGCUCGCGAUGGUGUGCCCGAACACAACCUUGGACGUCGCAUCGUUGUCGACGCGGACGGCUUCGAAGCCAAUAAUGACGAUGGCAGUUAUUUGGAUGUGGAAGGCGGCGCAGAUGCAUAGAUGCAUUUCGUUCUCUCUGGAUUAUCACAAGGAAGCACUCAGCCAUAUACCCGAUAAUUGGCAGGGGAGAUUAUGAGCGCGUCUCUUUUGGCAAGCGAGUCAAGACAGAGACGUUUCUUACGACUGUUUAUGA